AAUGGUUGAUCAUACCAUAAGAAAUGGAAUUAAUAAAGCCAAUUGACGUCACCGAGAGGCCGGCAGCGUUCUGUAGGCGGGCGGGCGCUCCCAGAAGGCGCGCGGGAACUACGGUUCCCGGCGUCCCUGGCGGCGGGAGGGCUCGGCUACAGGGGCCGGGGAGGAAUGCGUCCGGGCGGGUGGCUCUACUCCGGUGCACCAUGGGUGGACCCCUACUGGCACGGGCGCGUGACUUCGUGGGGCCAGCCCUGCUAUGGGGAAAGAAGGCUGCGGGCCACUGCACCCGGACCUGCAGCUCCACCCCCACCCCCGAUGGCCAAGAGGGUCCGGCGCGCCAGCGCUCCUACUGGAGCUAUGUGCGGCGUCUGGUGCAGGGAGCGCCCGAGCCGCCGUACCUGCACGUGUGCCAGGUCGGGGACCCGGCGCUGCGGGCCGUCGCGGCCCCGGUAGAGCCGGCGCAGCUGGCGGGGCCCGAGCUGCAGCAGUUGGUGCAGCGGCUGGUGCAGGUGAUGCGGCGCCGGCGCUGCGUAGGCCUGAGCGCACCGCAGCUCGGGGUGCCGCUGCAGGUGCUAGCCCUGGAGUUCCCCGAGGCCCUCUUCCGCGCCUGCGCGCCGCGUUUUCGCGAAGUCCGCCAAAUGGAGCCCUUCCCCCUGCGCGUGUUCGUGAACCCUAGCCUACGGGUGCUGGACAGCCGCCUGGUCACCUUCCCCGAGGGCUGCGAGAGCGUCGCGGGCUUCCUAGCCUGCGUGCCCCGCUUCCAGGCCGUGCAGAUCUCAGGGCUGGACCCUGGAGGCAAGCAGGUGAUGUGGCAGGCAAGUGGAUGGGCAGCACGCAUCAUCCAGCAUGAAAUGGACCACUUGCAGGGUUGCCUGUUCAUUGACAAAAUGGAUAGCAAGACAUUUACAAACAUCCACUGGAUGGAGGUGAAUGACUAAAGCUUUCUUGCUGCAUCUGAGGAUUCUGAAAACCAGGACACGAACACUUCAGCUUUGAGGUGGGCAUGUCUUAACCUGGCAUUGACUUGGUAUUGGCUCAACUGACAGAAAACAGUGGACUGCCAAAGCAUGCCUAACUGAGUUGGAGGAAGAUGUUAAAAACGACUGCCCUGAAAUGAGCUAUGACAUACCACCUUCAUCUUAAAAGUAACUCCUCUAAAGGAGUGGACAUUUUCUGGCAAUUUUAUGUGGAGAUGAGUAGAUAAAUACACCACUCUCAGUAGAUACAACUUCA
Pteropus alecto (black flying fox) is the source of this 1230-nucleotide messenger RNA. It is a transcript of the gene PDF, whose product is annotated as peptide deformylase, mitochondrial. The record is from RefSeq and is a predicted model, not a curated record. The transcript is spliced from 2 exons. Gene Ontology annotation, biological process: peptidyl-methionine modification; N-terminal protein amino acid modification. Gene Ontology annotation, cellular component: mitochondrion. Gene Ontology annotation, molecular function: peptide deformylase activity. Lineage: Eukaryota; Metazoa; Chordata; Mammalia; Chiroptera; Pteropodidae. The coding region runs from base 24 to 935 and encodes 303 amino acids.